Diachasma alloeum is the source of this 1715-nucleotide messenger RNA. RefSeq lists its product as uncharacterized. The record is from RefSeq and is a predicted model, not a curated record. The coding region runs from base 262 to 1560 and encodes 432 amino acids. NCBI's taxonomy places the organism in Eukaryota, Metazoa, Arthropoda, Insecta, Hymenoptera, Braconidae. The transcript has 2 exons.
CCUGGUGUCGCCAGACACUUCUCUCUAUUGUCCCCCAACAGGUACAAGCUGUAGUCCGCAGGACCCACUGGGCAUCAACAAUUCCUAGGAAUGUCAAAUGUCGAUUGAGCGGGGAGAGGGUGUGCGAAGAAAAAAAACUGUCUGGGCAUGGACGCCAGUGGGUCUAGGUAGUUUUUAGUACGCAGUGAAACAGAAAACUAUCGAGCAAAUAACUAAACUCUCACUGAAGGAAAAAAUAAAAGAAUAAAGUGGUAGAGUGAGAUGGAGAGAAGCCAACUGAACACUCCCUCGACGUCCAAAAAUGGCGAGCCAGCAGGGAAGCGUCAAAGAAUGCGGACUUCAGUGGACUCCGUAUCCCUCAAUCUUUGUAUGAGAGACGCCCCCCGCGAACGUCAACAGCACCCGCCAAACUUGCCAGCAGUCAUCAACCCCUCCAACCCCCAGACAUCAACUCCCGCCGAUCCCCCCGCUUCAAAACAACUCAACAUCCGCCUCAAUCAAAUUCGCAAAAGAAUGCACAAUUUCUGUAAAGCAGAGCGCCUGAUUCUGGAGGAGCGCGAGGCAGGCUCCAAAAGAAUAAUAACCGAUCUGCAAUUCUACCUGACAGGAGCCCUGAGGGCCAUGCAGAUGGCGCGUGGAGCACACACCGCCGCUGAAUUCCAAAGAACGGAGCUGCAGCAAAAGAACACAGAACUCCUUACGGAGAACGCCAAACUGAAGGAAUUUAUAUUCCAACAGACGUCAGCACACACAUUGCAGCUGAACGCCGCGAUGAGCAGAAUAACGGAGUUGCAGCAGAAUUUGAAUGCGCUGUCGUCAUCGCAGGGAGAGUUGAAUGCGGGGAAAGUUGAGCUCGAGAAGACGCGGGAGAGAGUUCAACGGCUGGAAGCAGAGAAGACGUCGCUCUGGGUGCAGGUGCAGGACCUUCUGCCGAGGGCGGAGCGCGCGAAGGAGCUCGAGGAGGAGUUGGUGCUGGCGGACAAAAUAAUUACGAAUCUCCGGGAGAAUGUUACGGGGGAGAAGUCCGCCGGGGGUGAGGCGUCAGACGGAAAAAAGGGAGACAGUCCCGAGGUGAUUGAUGUUGAACGCGAGGAGUCGAGCCCCAGACUCGAUGGGGAAGUGACAAUAGUGAGCGAGACGGUGGCGGUGGCGUCGGACGCCUCAGGGUGCGAUGACGAGGCGGCAGCUUCGAACGGCGCAGACACUUCCGGGGAAAUGCCACCGGGAGGCGAGUCUCCGUCGACUUCCGAGGGCGACGCGGCGGUCGAACCUGAAGAGGAGGAGGACGCCGAGCCAGACCGUCCGAUCUGGGUGGGUGAGGCGUACGUUCUGGCUUCGCACGAAAAAUUCUUCGAGAUCAAGUGGAGGUCACAUUACGAGCAGAGGGGGACCCACAAGUUUUUGUGCAAAAAGUGCAAGCACACGACGACCGGGCGGGGGACCAUGGAGGAUCACAUAUGGGUUAAUCACUACGGGGGGACGUUCAAGUGUCCUUCCUGCAUUAAUUACGCUUUGCGAUCGAGAUAUAAUAUUAAGAGGCACAUGCACACUUGCCAUUGAUCGAGGAAGGGGUGGAGUGAGAGGGAAAAUGGAUUUGCGGAAAAAUUAUGGGUUCCGCGGGAGAAUAUUUGAUUGUGCACGAAGAAAAUUUAAUAGAAAAACGUAUCGAAGUCGUUGGAGAAUUUUAUUGGAUUUAUAUUGAACUUUCUAUUAGG